AUGCAGUUCUACGCUGUCGUCUUGGCCGCUAUGGCCGCGGCUGUGUCCGCCCAGUUCCCUACCAACAUCGACCCUGCGCAGCAAUCCGCUCUGCUCGCCCUCGCGACAGCGCUUCCGCCGUCUGUCCUGGCCGCCGCGGCUACCAACCAGGCCGGCUUCGCUUCUGAGGUCGCGUCGUCCAUCGCGGCCGGCAACACGCCCGAGUGGUACCAGGCUCUUCCCACCGACGUCAAGUCUGCGCUCGCCUCCAUCUACCCCGUCUCUACCUCUGCCGAGGCUACGCCGUCCGAGACCGCCGCCCCGUCUUCGUCGUCGUACGAGGCGUCUUCGGUCGCUGAGACCACCGCCGCCGUCACUUCUACCCCGGUCGUCGUGCCCUCUGGCACCGGCGCGUCCUCGAUCGGCACCAACUCCACCGGCGUCACCAGCGUGAACACGCCGACGCUCUCCGGCACGGGCAGCCCCCAGCCCACCGAGGCUCCUGGCGCAGCAUCCGUCCCGUCGGCGGCCAUUGGCGCUGGCAUUGCCGGUGCCCUGGCUUUCCUCGGCAUGCUCGCCUUGUAA
Paraphaeosphaeria sporulosa is the source of this 564-nucleotide messenger RNA. RefSeq lists its product as uncharacterized. The record is from RefSeq and is a predicted model, not a curated record. NCBI's taxonomy places the organism in Eukaryota, Fungi, Ascomycota, Dothideomycetes, Pleosporales, Didymosphaeriaceae. The transcript is spliced from 2 exons. Bases 1 to 564 code for a protein of 187 amino acids.